This is a messenger RNA of Pieris napi, 3601 nucleotides long. It is a transcript of the gene Pits, whose product is annotated as interferon regulatory factor 2-binding protein 1. The record is from RefSeq and is a predicted model, not a curated record. The coding region runs from base 191 to 1459 and encodes 422 amino acids. Gene Ontology annotation, molecular function: transcription corepressor activity. NCBI's taxonomy places the organism in Eukaryota, Metazoa, Arthropoda, Insecta, Lepidoptera, Pieridae. Gene Ontology annotation, biological process: regulation of transcription by RNA polymerase II. The transcript is spliced from 4 exons. Gene Ontology annotation, cellular component: nucleus.
ACCCAGCUCAGUCUCUCGUCAGCCAUCGAACGAAGCGAGUGCUUUUGAACGUUUCCGCGCAACUGCGUUACAUGUGAUAAUAGUGCUCCCGUGUACCAUGGUGACAGUGUUUCUUAAUUCAACAAAUAAAUAAGUGACAAUUUUUUCAAAAAGCGAAUAUCGCCGACCACAAUCAACACCAGACAUCAAAAUGUCGGUGAUGCAAAAGCGGCAGCAUUGCUAUUUAUGCGAUUUACCUCGCAUGCCUUGGGCGAUGCUGCAUGAGUUUUCGGAACCAGUAUGUCGUGGAUGUGUAAACUACGAAGGUGCUGAUAGAAUAGAAGUAGUGCUUGAUACAGCGCGACAACUUAAACGUGCACAUGGUUUUCAAGAAGGCCGUGGGCCCUCACAUGCCAAAGGUGGCCACCGUGCGCCAUUAGAGGCUCAUCAAAAUGGUGGAGAAUCGGGUACAAGAGGUCAACCAGCUCCUCCUGCACAUCAUGCACCAACUGCUGGAUUUGCAUUGCAUCAUUCGCGGCCAACUACUAACGCUGGUUUACUAGCAGAGUACGGCGGUCGUAGAGAAGAACAUGAGGGCAGAAGGCUUGCACAUCUUCCUCUAGCUCAUUUACCAUCUCAUGGUGGAGCUCGACUUGCUCCUGGAUUAACUUUAAAAAGACCGUUAGAUGAUGAUGAUCAUCAAAAUCAUCAUGAGCCAGCCAAAAGGCUUUUAGAGGAACACUCUCGGCCUCCUCUAACUCGCGGGGAAUCACUGCCUGCAGUUUCUCUGGCGGCUCCAUUUGCACCUGACCGUGUUUUCAAACAAGAAAAACAUCCACUACGUACUCCGUCAUUUGACGCAGCUUUUAAAAGUAACGGUUAUGGAGGUAGUGCCCCUCUAACAAAUGGUUCAGCUGGGUCCCCAUUGGGCCGAACAGCCGGUUCUCCUCCGGUGACUGGUGCUGGAGCCGGUCCUUCGCCGAUGGCUGCACUUAUGUCAGUGACGGAUACUUUACCUCCUGGAUCCCCUCGUUCUACUGGAGGAUCACCGCCUCAGCCACCACCCCAAAGAUCCGCUAGCCGAUCGAGUCAACAUUCGCCCAACUCAUCAGGGUCGAACGGCGGGCGGCGGUCGUCGGGCUCGCGACACGUGUCUUCUACGACGUCCGUGUCGUCCACGGAGGCCAGUGAGGGAACAGAUGCGGCGGCUCCCGCUCCAGCCCCGUUGCUAAAGUGUACGCUCUGCCAAGAACGCCUCGAGGAUACGCAUUUCGUUCAAUGUCCGAGUCAACAACAUCACAAGUUCUGUUUCCCUUGCUCCCGGGAUUCAAUCAAGAGACAGCAAGGAUCUGAGGUUUACUGUCCGAGUGGCGAAAAGUGCCCGUUGGCGAAUUCAACCGUCCCCUGGGCUUUCAUGCAGGGCGAGAUCGCAACAAUCUUAGGAGAGGAAUUCAAACCUAAGAAAGAAAGGGAAACCUAGGACGACAUGCCGCCGCGUAGACUUUAUCUCUUGUCCCUCUCACUGUGAAUGACCAGGGGAGGAGUGUCGUGCGGCAGCCCGCCGCCGACAAGCGUUCAGCGCACACACGGGCGCGGCUCGAGGCCCGGGGCCCACCGCGAUCGGAACACUUGUACAUACAAUUGUAAAUAGUCUUAUAUUAAUAGUAUACCGAUCGGUGAUUCGGAUCGGGCUUUCUCCUGCCGAGGGGCGAAGGUUUUAUGGAUUGUAUUCAGCGUAAUGACGUUGCAGGAAUAAAACUAAGAUCUCGGAAGUUUUUUAAGUUUUUAUCUGAGCUAUACAAUAUUCUGAAUAUGGUACAUAUCCCAUUUCGUGAUUUUAUGAUCAUUGUCGCAGAAAUUUUAAUGUCGUUAAAAUAGUUAUUGAUCUGAAGCGUUUCUCGUGCGACGAAUUGGUUUAAUCGAUUUUUUGUUCGAGAACUUUUCAGAUGCCAUUUUCUUAGUUACCUUUAGGUCCCGAACCAUAGUGAACUUGGCAUUUAUUUAUGUGAUUCUUUAUAUACUGUACAAGUAUUUCAUAAUUACUAUGUAUAAAAUAUAAUAAUGAUCAUGACAUUUUGUGUAGUGCAUUACUGACUGUAAAAUGUAGUUUGAAAUAUUUAACGCGUAUCGCUCUAUGUACAGAUAGCACGUAUACUUAAAAUAUAUUAAUUGCCUACUGCGCAUAUUUAAUAAUCAUUUAAUUUCCUUGAAGCUAUUCUUGAGUGGCUCGAGUUCCGUUACGUUUGUCGAUGUUUGGCCUGGACAUGAUUCAAGUUUUGUUCGUUUACGUAGAAGGUAUCGUUGUUUCUUUUUAAGUAAAUCGGAAUUGGAUUAAAGUACUCUUCGCUCCGUUGAGCACUAAACGUUUGGUUGAUUAUUUUGUAAGGUUAAGUGAGGUUCGGCUGCAGUAUUAGCGAGACCUGCGCACGCGUCGGGGCGCACCUAGUCAUUUUGUGAAAUGUCAAUCUGAUCCGCGAUUGCGCGGCCGUUAUAGGAACUCUUAAAACUCGCUGCUAUAUUUGUAUAAAGUGAAGUAAUUAUCAUUAUAUUAUUAUCAUUGUAUGUCAUAAUGUUAUUACAGUUAGUGUGUCAAUUUCGAAGGCUAUCAGAUGGCGGCCGUUUUUCGUUUUCGCUUUGGCUCGGAAUAGUCUCUUCUAUUAUCUGUUUGACAGAUAGACACGUUUCCACUCUUAAAAUUGGCCGGAUAUAUUUGACGACAGGCGUCGAGGCGGUGGUAGUGGAUUGUGGGGCGGACGCAAGUACGACAAAUGCCUGUAAUCUCCGCGGUUAUCAAAUGUCAUUUCCGUCAGACGCGACAUGACCUUAUCUCUUACUGUUCGAUGCGUUCAAUUAAAUUGACAUGUCCAUUAUUUAUUUUAGAUAUUCUUGUACAUAUAUCUACGGUUACUUUGUAUAUAUUAUUAACUUGUACAUAAUAAUGAUUUAAUGGGUUCUAGCCGCUAGAUUAUUCAAGGCUAUCCAGUCAGUAUUACUUAGUACUGUGAGUCUUGUAGUAGUUAUUUAUGUAAAUCACAUGUAAUAUGCGAAAGAUUUUCUUUAUUCUAGGUAUUCCAACUGUCUACGAUUUAUAUCCAAUGCGGGAUUUAUUUAUUGUAACACUGUCUUUUAAUGUUAAUAUGUGUUUUAAUUUUUUGAUGGAUUCGAAAUUGAUGUAUUAAUACAAAAAUUUCACUUUUUAUUGAAAGGAAUAAUACAUUUGAUAGUGUUCUAUAAAAAUGAAAUGUACGACCAUUUAGAUUUCAAAACUAUAGAAACAACGUUACAAGUGUCGAAUUUAUUUAUUUGCUCUUAGUGGGAUUUUAUUUAUAAUGUUCGUAACGUUGCGUUAUGCGUCUUAUAGAUUAACCUAUCAAAUCUUUACUUCGACUAACAAAAAUUUUAUGUAUGUAUAUGUAUUUUAAUCUCAUUGCUGUUACUUAUAAUUCUAUUUGUUUCUCGUACUAGCAAACUUUGUUUUUCUUAAAUAAAUUUUUAGUCCGCCUGAACUGGUAGACUCGUAAAGGAGUCACGAGACUUACCUUUCUUACUGCAAGCAAUUGAAAUGCUUCGAUUAAGACGUUAAUGUAAAUGUUGGUGAAAUACAAUUGAUGUGAUUUUGUAA